Acytostelium subglobosum LB1 is the source of this 1491-nucleotide messenger RNA. RefSeq lists its product as hypothetical. The transcript has 4 exons. The record is from RefSeq and is a predicted model, not a curated record. Gene Ontology annotation, molecular function: catalase activity; heme binding. The coding region runs from base 1 to 1491 and encodes 496 amino acids. Lineage: Eukaryota; Evosea; Eumycetozoa; Acytosteliales; Acytosteliaceae. Gene Ontology annotation, biological process: hydrogen peroxide catabolic process; response to hydrogen peroxide. Gene Ontology annotation, cellular component: cytoplasm; peroxisome; mitochondrion.
AUGUCACAUCCAAUUCUUACAACAUCAAACGGUGCACCAGUUGAUAACAACCUCAACUCACAGACUGCUGGCAACCCAGGCCCAGUCUUGAUCCAGGACUUCCACUUGAUUGAUAAGCUCGCCCAUUUCGAUCGUGAGCGUAUCCCCGAGCGUGUCGUUCAUGCCAAGGGUGCUGGUGCCCACGGUUACUUUGAGGUGACCAACCCAGACGUGCCCAAGUGGUGUCGCGCCAAGUUCCUCAACAAGGUUGGCAAGCGUACUCCAAUCUUCACCCGUUUCUCGACUGUCGGAGGUGAGAAGGGUUCUGCUGACUCUGACCGUGACCCAAGAGGUUUCGCUGUCAAGUUCUACACCGAGGAGGGUAACUGGGAUAUGGUUGGAAACAACACCCCAGUGUUCUUCAUCCGUGACCCAUCCAAGUUCCCAGACUUCAUUCACACACAGAAGCGUAACCCACAGACCAACUUGAAGGAUCCAAACGCAUUCUGGGACUUCAUGAGCUUGACUCCAGAGUCAACUCAUCAGUUCACCAUUCUGUUCUCGGACAGAGGUACUCCCAAGUCCUACCGUAACAUGGAUGGUUUCUCAUCGCACACAUUGAAGUGGGUCAACCAGCAGGGCAAGGCCUACUGGGUCAAGCUGCACUUCAAGACCGAGAGCGGCAUCCAGAACUUCACCGCCGAGGAGUCUGGUCGUUUGGCUGGUUCCGACCCAGACUGCGCCACCCGUGACCUGUUCGACACCAUCGCCAAGGGAGGUGAGCCCGCCUGGAAGGUGAACAUCCAGUUGAUGGAGUUUGACGACGCAGCCAAGUACCGCUUCGACCCAUUCGAUAUCACCAAGGUGUGGCCACACAAGGACUACCCCUUGAUCCCAAUUGGACGCAUGGUUCUCAACCGCAACCCAGAGAACUACUUUGCCGAGGUCGAGCAGGCUGCCUUCUCGCCAUCGCACAUGGUGCCAGGCAUUGAGCCAUCGUUGGACAAGAUGUUGCAGGGACGUCUGUUCUCCUACCCCGACACCCACCGUCACCGUCUGGGCGUCAACUACCAGCAGAUCCCAAUCAACUGCCCAUACGCCGUCAAGGGUGGCGUCAAGAACUACCAACGCGACGGUUCCAUGGCCGUCAACGGCAACGGUGGUAAGGGUCCAAACUACCACCCCAACAGCUUCAACGGUCCAGAUGUUGCCCCCGAUGCUGCAUGGCACAAGUUCAACGUGUCUGGUGUCGCUGGCCGUCAGAAGUACCAGCACCCCAACUGCGACUUUGUCCAGCCAGGUGACCUCUACCGUCUCAUGGACGAGGGUGCCAAGUCCCGUCUUGUUGCCAACAUUGUUGGUCACAUGAAGGCUGUCACCAUCCGCGAGAUUCAACUCCGUGCCAUCUCCCACUUCUACAAGGCCGACAAGGACUAUGGUACCAGAAUCGCCAAGGGUCUUGGAAUUGAUGUCAAUGAUGUAAUUAAGUUUGCUGCCAGAUCCAACUUGUAA